This is a messenger RNA of Poeciliopsis prolifica (blackstripe livebearer), 3519 nucleotides long. RefSeq names its product yippee-like 2b (gene ypel2b). The record is from RefSeq and is a predicted model, not a curated record. Bases 342 to 701 code for a protein of 119 amino acids. The transcript is spliced from 5 exons. NCBI's taxonomy places the organism in Eukaryota, Metazoa, Chordata, Actinopteri, Cyprinodontiformes, Poeciliidae.
CGACGAUCUCUGUCCGUCUCUCAGUAAACUCUGCUGGGCACCGCUGCGCGUCAAAACAUUGCGUCUCUGCAGGACUUGCCAGGGCCGGAGAGCGGAGGAAAUUUGCCUGGGGAAGGAAUGCGAAAGAGCUUUUAGGAUUGGCACCGCCACCGCGGGAAAAGAGGAAUUGCGACAUUUUUUUUUUCUUUCGGCGACGUGGAGAGACGUGUUUUUACUCCUCUCAAAGGUGUUUACCUCCCAACCCACCGCCCACCACGGCCCUCACCUGUGUGUUGCGGUGCUUCCCCUGUGAGCCGACCUGGGCCGGCAGUCCGUUUUUGCACCGCCCGCCAACACCGCCCAUGGUCAGGAUGACGCGCUCCAAGACGUUCCAGGCGUACCUGCCGAGCUGCCACCGGACGUACAGCUGCAUUCACUGCCGAGCUCACCUGGCCAACCAUGACGAGCUCAUCUCCAAGUCGUUCCAGGGCAGCCAGGGCAGAGCUUACCUGUUCAACUCAGUGGUCAACGUUGGGUGUGGCCCUGCAGAGGAGAGAGUUCUGCUGACAGGCCUGCAUGCUGUGGCGGAUAUCUACUGUGAGAACUGCAAGACCACUCUGGGCUGGAAAUAUGAACAUGCUUUCGAGAGCAGUCAGAAGUAUAAAGAGGGCAAGUUCAUCAUCGAGUUGGCCCACAUGAUCAAGGACAAUGGCUGGGACUGAGGGGCGAGCAGCUGAGUGACAACCACGCUGGAUGGGAGGGAGGCAGGGGGUCGUGGGGGUGAUUGUGUGCGGUGGGUGAGUGUGUGACUUUGGUUUGGCUGAUUUACCAUUAACCUCUGUAACUUACUGCCCAUCCACACACCUCUUGAUGUACACACACACGUCACGUGCGGUAACACACACCGAGGUCCCAGACAUCCCCUGUUUGAUGGGAGGACAGACUAACAGGACUAGGUGACUGGCCAGCAAUAGACAAGAUGUUACGUUUUGGUUUUAGUUUUAUAAAACACAAGCUCUGAAAAGCAGCUCCGCGAAACGUUCCCUCUGCUGUGUUGUACCUUGUCUAAAAAUAGCGACUGCAAGGGGUCCAGUGGGAUCAGACCGGCAGCUUGCUUUGGUUCUGGUUGAAGAGCUGAUCACUGGGUCCGCAACAUGAAUGAGACCUAAGAUGAUUAUAGGAGACUCAACUGAUUGGGGCUGUGCCAUCUGGGCCUGAUGAGGUCUGACCCCGAAUGGGCCUGAACACACGGGCUUUUAAAGGGUUCUGUGUGCAGAGAUUACCACCCACUUGGCUGCUCCUUCAAAAAAAAAAAAACGGUGGAAAAUCUAGAUCUAGAUCUGGGUCUUGCUGCUUUCAUGGCUUCUGACUGGGAUCCCUUCAAUGCCUCGCCACUGAUGCAGUCCGGGACAAAACAAGAAGGUAAACGAAUGCAGAUGGACCUGCUAUGUGUCCUCGAAGCAGACAAAGCUGCUCCUCUUGGUUUUGUUCUCGCUUUAAAACAAAAAACCCUUUGUGGAGUAAAGAGAUCUACUGAUCCUUCCACAUUUGAGGUCUUGCAUCUGCAGAUGCAGCAAUGCGUCCACUGUUGUCGUUGGGUCAGAUAGAGUUACGUACUGGGACAGCAAAUCCGUCUGGGAGUCCCAAAGUCUUGUGAACACUGUGAGCAUCUCUCUACCAUUGUAGGGAAAAGAGCAAAGGUGUUGCAGCUCUGCAGGGUUUGUAGUAAUCUGUAAUUGACAUGCCCCCCUGCUAUCAUGCAAACGAUGAGUAAAGUCACUAGUGCAUGACUAAUGUAAAAUGAAAAGUAUUGACUUUCAUUGCAAUGAUACAUGACCACAAAGGCAUUCAGAUCUCUGAGUAGAAACUACCGAUGUUAGGUUUUCUUUCUGUCUGGGAUCAGUGCCGUGAAACUGCUGUUACUCUGAUCUGUUGUCCUUACAAAAACACUGGGCAACAUAAAUGCGCAAUGUACUUGACUCACUCAUACAGUGGCCCUCAAACGAUCACACACUCCUCCUAAAAUGUCAGGUUUUUGUGAUGAAAAACAAAUUGCAAAAAUAUCUAGAAAUGCUUGCAGCUUCAAUCUUAAACACACACAGAACAAUUCAACUGGAAAACAAGCAAAUGGGUCAGGAAAACACAUAACAAUGCAAGGUUUUUAAAGUGUGAUCUCUUUGAAAACCUGCCUCUUAGCUGUAUUUAUCUGGUUCUCAGUGGGUUUUGGAGAAAUAUUCAGUCUUCCGUGCCACGACAAACAUAUUUAAUAGUCUGGAUUAUUUUGCCCCCUUUUUCUGACCCUUAAGAUCCGUUUGAUGCUUUCAACAUUUCUGCAAACAUAACUUCAUAAAUAGAUAUCGGGAAAAUGCAGCUUUGUUUUUCAGUUGAAUUGAAGAUGCUGCAUGCUAAAAUAAAUGUGGAGCAAGUUUUAUGAUCAUUUAUUUUGAACAGAUUUAUUUUUUUCAAUCCUAAAUCCCCAGCAAUUUGGUAGGAGUGUGUGCUACUUUCUCACAUCCACUGUAUUUCUUUCCUGCUAUUCACAUGUCUAUUGAUCAACUUUACUGGAUUACAUUUGAGCUCCCAUCUCUGGGUACAUAAUUUCUAACUAUUCUUUGCUGAGGCCAGGAUCCUACUGAAUCUGCUGCGUACAUAUUGUUUUCUGACGGGGAAGGAGAUUAUUCAUGACAGCCGGCUCCGUUCGAUGCAAAUGCAACGUCACCACAUGCACGAUAUAAAACUGACUAGUUUUGUGUCCUCGUCACAUUUCUUGUGAAGAGAACAUCGUGUGUUGCAGUGAAAUCCUGCACUGUGAUACAAAAUCUGAUCAGUUUCAUUUCGUCCGUUUGAGCCGUGAAGUCGAGUCGCAGCAGAUGAGAUCUGAUCCUGGUUUGGAAACGUAAAGAGACGAGUCCCUCUGUCUGUCACGAACACGAGAGUCCUGUAGACAUCGCUCCAGAUGUCGCCCUUUUAAGAGUGAGCGCUCUCUGGCUCCAGCUCAACCCAAACUGUUGACUCUGAUCAGUGACUCGCAGCAGCUGGGGGUCAAGCUGGAGACUGCGACUGUAAAUCCAGCACAACCAAAGAACCCACCCAUCAACAGUAAAUUGACCAAACAAAAGAUUUAAUUUUGCUUGGACAACAUGUUGCAAAACAGGAGGGUGUGUACUUAGUGGAAAGCCAAGUUUUGUGGACAGCCUUUCUCUGUUAUAUAUGUACUGCAUUUUGAUUUUGUAAAAAGAUCUUAAUAUAUGCACAUAUUCUAUUUACUGUUCAUCAUGAAGAUUUCUGUUUAUGUCCACCUCUGUGUUACGGAUUGUAAAUAGUGUUAAUGUAUCGUGUUUUAUCUAUGAUCCAUAAGAUGAUGAAUGAAUAUGAUUUAGGUCACGUCAUGCUUUCUCUCGACUGGUACCCCACAUUGGCUGUAUGAUACUACUUUUCUACUGAAAACGUUUCGAUUUUAAUGUCUUUUGUAAAAGGAGGAUGCUGAUGUUGACUAUAUCAUUGGAUCUUCAUCUAAUAAAAGGCACCUUAAUAUCUGUA